Arachis duranensis is the source of this 915-nucleotide messenger RNA. RefSeq lists its product as uncharacterized. Bases 1 to 915 code for a protein of 304 amino acids. The record is from RefSeq and is a predicted model, not a curated record. NCBI's taxonomy places the organism in Eukaryota, Viridiplantae, Streptophyta, Magnoliopsida, Fabales, Fabaceae. The transcript has 2 exons.
AUGAGAAAUGGCGAUAACGGGGUGAUAUUUGAGUCUCAGGAUCCGAUAUUGUUUCGCACUCAGCGUGUGGAGACAUUGUCGGAUUUGAAGAGUUUGAUAUUGAGCAAGCUUUGGGGAACACAAGCGAGUAAAAUCGGAAGGGUGGCCUAUAGGUUGCUGGCACCCAUAGAAAAUGGAGUCUUCCGGUUUCGGCUAUUCCGACUUCACGGGGACGAGCAUGUGCGACUGAUGUUCGACAUUCAUGGGAGGAUCAUGAGUGAACAGGUAAUGGAGCUAUCCGCCGAGGUGGGUCACGGUGGUAGUGGGAGUUCUGCACAGGACACGUAUGUGCAGGAUAACCGACCUCUCGCACCACCGCCGAUUCAUAUCACGAUUCUGGAGAAUGAGGCAGAGGAGGGUGAGGAGGAGUCAGACGAGGACUACGUGGCGGACAGUGGAGACAGUGAGUCUUCCGAUGACAACGAUGAGGAUGAGUUUGUGCCGGAGACACCUGCAGGGGCUGUGUCACGCCAUGUGCUACCUCCACCUCAUCCGAUUCCAGUACUAUCGGUUGUGCCAAGUCACUAUCACAGUCUAGAUCUGGACGCCAUGCAUGAGAGGAUUUCAGUUUCUGACACCUGUGGAGUGGAUUGCAAUCUAGACAGCGGUGUGGAGUUUCGGGUUGGACACAGGUUCAGAAGCCGAGAGGCGGUGCUUCAAGGUUUGAAGAACUACAGUAUUUGCAGGAGUGCUGAGUUCCGGGUGAUCGAGUGUGACCGGUUAAAGUACCAUGUGCAGUGUCGUCAAGCCGACAGUGGGUGUAAAUGGAGCCUCCGUGUGGCCCUUCGUCAGAAUCUCGGAUACUGGAGGUUCGGAGAUUUGGUGGACCACACAGCUGCAUGGCACCCACCAUGUCUCAAGACCAUCGUCAGUUAG